AUGGCAUACUCUGCUAGCUCUAGCAACAAUAAAUCAUGGGGUCUUACCGUACCUGGAAGACCACCAACUCCUUCUGAAGGAGUAGCUCAGCAAUAUUCGCGUUUCGGACCGCGUGAAGGCCAGAAACUAACCACCUUCCCCAAUGGUACAUGCUUAGAAUAUGGACCUGAUGACCCGAUUGACGAAUUUAAUCCGAGCAAGCAUCCAUUUGCCAACCAGGUUGCACAAGUCGAUGGGGCAAUUAAAGAUAUCAGAGCUGUUCGCGACAGAUACCAGCAACGUCGGAGAACCCAGCAUGACAUUACUACGAGUGGCCAAAGCAGUGAUGCAGGUAGUGAAAGCACUUCUGUCGAAGAAGAUCCAUUCGAUAACUUCCGUGCAAUUCCUGCCAAGGAAUCAGAAGUGCAGAGUAUCAGUCUCGACUCGGGAGUUUACCAGCAGGUGCCCUCCAGAUUUGGAACAGUCACCGAUAUGGCGUCUGUCUACUCUCAUCCAAACAAAUCAGAUGUUCUAGGAUUUGGCCACCCAGUACUCGCUGGCCCACGGUCUGGAAAUGCUGGAAAGAGCGACGCGACACAGGCGGCCCCAUCGCUUCCUCGCCAGGUGGGUGAUGAUAUGGCAACAUAUGAAGGUGGAGAAGGCCAGUCUCACAGAGGGAGACGUCGACGGCCACGCAAAUCUAUUCCUAUGUGUGAUGGCAAUGAUGACUCAGAUGAUGAGAAUGAUGAGAAUGGUGAUGCUAGAAACGCCGGUCCUCCCAAUCAGCCAAAUGGGUAUAUCCAGCGACGUCCGGUGCCGAGAAACGUUGGCUAUCACAAUAGCUCAAGCCAUGGAAACCCUGGCCUUGCCAACCACGCCAAUACACUUCGUCCAAUCUCGAGGAACAAUGACUAUCGCAAUAGCUCAAACCAAGGAAACUCUGGCUUUGGAAACCAGACCAACAGGCUACGCCCGCAAGUCCCAGUACAUAGCAACGUCGGUUAUCACAAUCACUCGAACAAUGGCAACAUUGGCUCUAUGAAUCAACCCAAUGCGAUUCGCCCAGUUUCGAGGAACGUUGGCUAUCACAGCAGCUCCAAUUAUGGAAACCCUGGCCCUGCGAACCAGCCCAAUGCCUUUCGCCCACAAGGCCAAAUGCCUAGCAACGUUGGCUAUCACCAUGAUUUGAACAGUUUCAAUGCCGGCCCUAUCAACCAAUUCAAUGUGCGCCCAAUGCCUAGCAACGUUGGCUAUCACAAUGAUUUGAACAAUUUCAAUGCCGGACCUACCAACCAAUUCAAUGUGCGCCCGGUGCCUAGCAACAUUAACUAUCACGAUAUGAACAAUAUCAACACCGGCCCUGACAGCCAAUUUAAUGGGCUUCUCCCGUUGCCUAACAACAUUGGCUAUCACGAUAGUGCAAACUUUUUCAACAUCGGCCCUGUCAACCAGCCUCACGCGCUUCGGCCCAUGCCUAGCAUCCCUGGCUAUUACAAUAAUGCGAACAAUUUCAACGCUGGCCCUGCGAACCAACCUAAUGGAUUUUUCCCGAUGCCUAGCAACGUGGGCUAUCACAACAAUUCAAACAAUCGUACCAUGGGCUCUACCAAUCAGCCGACUGACUAUCGUCCGGAGCCUGGAGAUAUUGGGUAUUCCAAUUACAUGAGAAAUAACAAUACCAAUCGCGGCUACGAGCAAAAUGAUCCUUGCCCAGUUGCUAAUGGCAUUGGCUUUCGCAGUAAGAUGAACCCUCAUACCGCACGUCAGCAACAGCAACAGCAGACCAUGAACCAAUCACGGGGGGGGGAAAUCAAGAACUUGCACACACAAGCUAUUGACCGUGCUAGCCUUCCUCAUCCAUUGCGAUCUAACCCUGUGAAUAACUUUACUCGAGGAGCGCCGGUGGUUGAAGAUCCCGUUGACAGACCACCUUCAUUGCCAGACCUUACAACUGCACUUGAAAGACUUGACGCUGGGGAAACCGAAGAAAGCCGAGCAUAUUUCAGCCGUGUGGUCGAUUUCUAUUGUUCAUCUUCCUUCGAAGGCUGGAACGGCGAACCAAGCACCAGAGGCAGCGGUGACACGGGACGCUUGACUGAGAGGGUAGCCCCAGCUUCUACAGAGCAGGUAGCGGAGGCAGUCGCAGCUGAGGCUUUAUUAGACCUUCAGCGUGGUGUCGAGAACUUGCCCAGUUCGGAGCACUACCCUGACGGCCGAAACAAUGAGUCUAGUGCCAGCGAGGAGGCGUUACCCAGUCCCGGAGACGAGUCGCUUAGUGAACAAGCAAAUCAAAUGCCAUAUUGGUACACUGAACCCCGCUCGGAUGUGCCAUCGAGUCUUCCAUCGGCAGAAGACCACCCGCAAUUGACCACGAGUCCUGAUUCGCCAGAAGACGAGUCAAGCCCGGCAACACCUACCGAUCAGCCAGCUGAAUAUAAUUUUGGCGAGGUCGAUAGCCUGGGUUAUGCGGAAUAUGUCGAAUAUGCCACGCCUUGGAACCAGGAACUCACGCCCAGAGCCACCCAAGACAGCUUGACAGAUGGACAUUUCGGUGAAGCAACGCCCCAAACACCCGAACCCGCCCAACAGCCAGGAGAAGAAGGUAUACUUCCAGAUGGCCGUGAAGAUCCGGGAGACUUUCAGGGCCCAGACAGCUUUUCAACAGAGACGGUUGAAGAAUAUUAUGGAGGUCCACGAGGCGCUCAAAUCCAAGGAACCGCUUCAGAUCCAGGAGGGUUUUGGGGUCCAGAUGGCGUUCUAAGAGAGAUAACCCCUGAGGACUAUGGAGUUCCACGAGGCACUCUAGCCCCAGUUCGUUUUGCAAAUCUAGAGGGUCGUACUGUUGUAGGAGGACCAGCAAUGGCAAACCCUGGCAUGAUCAAUGGUCAGAAUGUGGGGAUGGCCAACUUUCGGCGAGCGAUGCAGCAUCCACCACCAAGAUACAACUUACCAACACAAGGAAACUGGGCCGGUCCAUCUAAUCUAGGCAUCCUCAAUUACCAGCCAACUAUGCCACACAACAGUGGGAUGGUCCUCUACCCGCCAUACCCCGUUCCACUAGUCUACAGCCAACCUCAGCUGCCCUUUCAACCUCAGCAGCACCUUCAACCUCAGCGGCACCUUCAACCUCAGCAGCCCAUUCAACCUCAGCAGCCUCUUCGUCAGUUCGGACAUGAAUUGAUUCAUCCAGGCGCCCCCCUUGGUGAGGGAGCUCAGCAAAAUAGGUCAAGAGGUGGUGUAGUUCUACGUGACCCAAUUGGCCCCGUACGGCGUGUAGUUCUCCGGUCGCCCAUUGAUUUCAAUACUACUUGCCGGUAUCCGCGCAACAUGAACGUGCCGUUCCAGAGAAUUGGCAGUCAUCCGCAGAAUGAUAUGGGUUUUCAGGCUGGUAGAGGCGAAAGACGUCCCAGUGCCUUGACAUCAUGGACUACUCGAACUGGCCCUUUCCAUGGCAACAACGUCAUGGAUCCUAGAAACACCAUUUUCGGAGAGGAACCUGGUUUUGUCAGUCUGCCACCUUCGCCAACAGUGCAGAGUGGUCAUUCAGCUCGUGGCAGAGGACGACGUCUGUUUGAGCGAAGCCGUGGAUCAACACCCGGUGCCAAUUCCAGUCGUCUAGUUGCUGCUCCUUCAACACCUGAACAGCGCCGAGCAUCAGGCUCUGGCUCUCCUCAUCAGUGGCGAUAA
Messenger RNA from Venustampulla echinocandica, 3666 nucleotides. RefSeq lists its product as uncharacterized. The coding region runs from base 1 to 3666 and encodes 1221 amino acids. Lineage: Eukaryota; Fungi; Ascomycota; Leotiomycetes; Helotiales; Pleuroascaceae. The record is from RefSeq and is a predicted model, not a curated record. The transcript is spliced from 3 exons.